Lepus europaeus (European hare) is the source of this 282-nucleotide messenger RNA. RefSeq names its product mammaglobin-A-like. The transcript is spliced from 3 exons. The coding region runs from base 1 to 282 and encodes 93 amino acids. Gene Ontology annotation, biological process: androgen receptor signaling pathway. Lineage: Eukaryota; Metazoa; Chordata; Mammalia; Lagomorpha; Leporidae. The record is from RefSeq and is a predicted model, not a curated record.
AUGAAGGUGGUUAUGGUCCUCCUGCUGGCUGCCUUCCCCCUUUACUGCUAUGCAGGUUCUGGUUGCGCUCUUCUGGAGAGCGUCGUUGAAAAGACCAUCGAUCCAUCAGUUUCUGUGGAGGAAUACAAAGAAUAUCUUCAGAGGUUCAUCCACGAUGAAAAAACUGAAGCAGCUGUAGAGGAGUUCAAAGAGUGCUUCCUCAGCCAGAGCAAUGAGACUCUGGCCAACAUUAGAGUCAUGGUGCAUACAAUAUAUGACAGCCUUUACUGUGCUCCGUAUUAA